AUUCGAUUGAUAUAUCCAAGAGGAUUCGAACAAAUUGAGAAAGUCCAGUCUUUAAAACUACAUUAAAUUACUGUAGUUUUCCUGUUCUCUUCAAUCUGAGGCAUACUGGACAUUGUAAGAUUUAUCGUAGUUUGACCAGCGGAAUCUGAAAGUAUGGCCUUGACAUGUGAAUAGCACCAACUGGGCAAUGCCUCCUGAUCCUUCCAAGGGCAGUGGUUCUAAAGAUAAAAGCAGACAAAAAUCUUCAAAAGACAAUAUCAACUUAUACGCCAUUCUAGAAGUAAAUAGAGACGCAACGGCUGAGGAAAUCAGAAAGUCCUAUCGUAGACUCGCACUAAAAUAUCACCCAGACAAAAACCCCAAAGAUUCUGGAGCUUCCGACAAAUUCAAAGAAAUCAAUAGAGCACAUUCUAUACUAGCUAACGAACAGAAAAGGAAAUUGUAUGACCGAUAUGGAGCUCUUGGAAUUUAUGUCGCAGAGCAUAUUGAUGAAGAAGACUGGAAGCCGUAUCUGGCUUUACACAACCCUUGUGUUCAGUGCCUUGCUUGUACCUGUUUCUUACUGACAUGCUGUUGUUGUUUUCUGUGUUGUUGUUACUGUUGUGGUAAACUUUAUCCAAAAACUCCUCCUGUUCCCGAUGAUAUGAAUGAGGCUUAUGAAGAACCACAUUUCGAUGUCCCAAUACAUAAUACAAAUAACAGUAAUAUGAAUUCAGAGAGUUUUGUCACUAAACAACCGAAUCCAGCUCCAGCUGUCAGUUUGUACACAGUACCACCGCCAACUACAUCAUCAUCGUCUUCAUGAUAUUACAACCAUUGAAAAAAAGUAGUUAAAAAUAAUAAUAAUAAUAAUAAUAAUAAAGUUUAACUUUCUCUACAUCAACUGAAGUUUUUUUUAACUUAUCCUUAUGUUAUGUACUAUUUGUCUUUCUUUCUCUCGUGUUGGACUGGUUCUGUCUCUAUUCUCUAUUCUGCCUUCCCAUCUCUCCCUCUCUCUCGUUUAAUAAUAUGAACAUUUUUUCAGUGUGUUUUUAAUUUCUUUUUGAAUUUUACGGUGUCUUUGGAUGCACGUUUAUUCCUCCUACUCUUCUGUAUAUUUUUCCUGUUCAUCACUCACUUUUGUCUAGUAAAACACUAUCAUGUGAUAGAUUGAAUUUGAAAUUAAAUUAUGUUAUUACAUCUUUCGUAUAUAUAUAUAUAUAUAU
Molecule: messenger RNA, 1205 nt
Organism: Schistosoma turkestanicum
Lineage: Eukaryota; Metazoa; Platyhelminthes; Trematoda; Strigeidida; Schistosomatidae
Source: the annotation of a GenBank genome assembly